UUUAUAAGUAUACCGGAUUACUGGAUAAGUUUCAUAGAGUAGUCAUUCGGCGUCAGUAACGAUACCAUUCCUGGAGUGACCUGAGCCAUGUAUCAGAACCGAAUACUGAUGAUUGUACUGAUGACAUUAUUACUUCAUGGCGAAAUUAGUGUGCCAAUUGUAGAUGCUACAGCUCUUAAAUAUCUACAUGAUUUAAUUCAGUAUAACAUCGCAGGUGUACCUAUUGCGCACGAGAAAACGGAAUGGGACUUUGAUCCAGAAGUCGGUAAACAAAGAAAAAUUCGAUAUGAACAAGAAAACGGACGUUAUGGAGAAUUAGCAAUAGCAAAACUAGGAAUGGGCAUUGGAUACAAAGGUCCAUGGGGAGCGCCAACGAAAAGUUGAAACAUUAAAACUACCGACACUGCACAGACUUAUAUUUUCACCACAUCCAUUUUUCUUAAAUAUUUGCAGUUAUUUAAAAUAAGUGCAUAGUUCUAAAACUUAAUAAAAGUACUUAUUAACAAUACAUUUUAAUUAUCUAAUGACACUGAUGGUAAAGUAUGCAAUGGAAAGUAAUUAGAAUUAAAAACCUGAUUUUUUUUUCUUGAAGUUUUUGUAUUUUUUAGUACUUAUACUUUAACGCGUAUAACUUACAAUCGCGCGGAAAUAUUUUAUUUUGGAUACUUUCGAAACACAUAAUUUCGGAAAUUUCUUGACUGACGCUUCAUGUGAAGCAAUCAAUGAAUGUAGCACAAGGUAUCUUCUCAGAACUUUCACUUUACAGGAAAGAAUUGGUAUGUGGUAGGGGAACGAAGAAAUUUAGACUGAGUUCUGACGCGAAUCUAGAACGUUGAAUGUAGCGACUCGAUCAACAUUAUCUUGUGAUUUUUGUUAAAUUGAUUAGUAAUUGAUCUAACUAAUGAUUAAUAA
Monomorium pharaonis (pharaoh ant) is the source of this 912-nucleotide messenger RNA. RefSeq lists its product as uncharacterized. The record is from RefSeq and is a predicted model, not a curated record. Bases 88 to 384 code for a protein of 98 amino acids. The transcript has 4 exons. Lineage: Eukaryota; Metazoa; Arthropoda; Insecta; Hymenoptera; Formicidae.